Fomitopsis serialis is the source of this 966-nucleotide messenger RNA. RefSeq lists its product as uncharacterized. The record is from RefSeq and is a predicted model, not a curated record. Bases 1 to 966 code for a protein of 321 amino acids. The transcript has 4 exons. Lineage: Eukaryota; Fungi; Basidiomycota; Agaricomycetes; Polyporales; Fomitopsidaceae.
AUGAGCGUGCACGAAGAGGCGGACUUGGGCGAGGAUCGCCAUGCGCGUAUUGAGCAGAUCUUCCAACGCGUCGAGGAGGAAAGCGAGCGGCGCGCACAGGCCGCUGCAGCAGCAGAGCAGACGCGUGCAGCGUCGCGCCUGUCGCAGACACUCCCGGACGACGCAGCGUCACACACGUCCGGGACCAGCACGUCGUCACCAGUCGCUGUGACGUCGGCAAGGCCGGUCGUUGGAGAUCGGAGACGGGGGAGCGUGUCGGUGUCGAGGUUUGGGCAGGGCUCCGUUGCUAGCAGGAACGGCGACGCGUCCCGCGCGGAGACACCGACGCCUGCGGCAGCGUACGUCGUCAACAAGGGUGCGUUCUACGCCGUACAGGACCACCAACACGGCUCCGCGGACUCGCUCGCCUCCACCGCCGAAGCCAACCCUGUCUCUGCCCAUUCCCCUAGCUCGCCCGCGCACGAGGAAGAGUCCAUCGUGCAGAUGGCGACCAUCGCAGGGCGGCAGUCGCUCUCGCGCGCGUUCACGCGCGGCCUCUCGCGCAGCAAGACGCCGUCGCGAGCGGGCCUGGAGGGCGUGCUCAUCGGCGUGUCCGUCGAAGAGGCCACCGUGGAGCACCACUCUGACGAGGGCGAUGCCACCGAGGAGGCCGGCCCUAGCAGCGCGGGGGCAGCAGCAUCCUCGCUGGCGGUCGAAGGGCUGGAGAGCAGGGCUGGACGCGCCAGGGCGGCCAGCCGUAGCGUGGUCUACGCUGGGAACGGGCCGCCGCCAGGGAGUCCGUUGACACCGGGGCCGGGAACCUCGAGCGGUCCUGCACCUACGGAGCUAAAGGCAAAAGGCUCGAGAGCGUCGUUGCCCGGGACGAACGGUGAGGCCAAGACAGAGCGGAAAUGGCUCUCGCGCGCGAAAACGUUCACGAGGAAGCUGAAGAGAAGGAGCAUGAUGGCGCUGGGGGCAUCACGGUAA